This is a messenger RNA of Vanderwaltozyma polyspora DSM 70294, 3384 nucleotides long. RefSeq lists its product as uncharacterized. The transcript has a single exon. The record is from RefSeq and is a predicted model, not a curated record. Gene Ontology annotation, cellular component: early endosome; recycling endosome; trans-Golgi network. NCBI's taxonomy places the organism in Eukaryota, Fungi, Ascomycota, Saccharomycetes, Saccharomycetales, Saccharomycetaceae. Gene Ontology annotation, biological process: endosome organization; retrograde transport, endosome to Golgi; receptor recycling. Bases 1 to 3384 code for a protein of 1127 amino acids. Gene Ontology annotation, molecular function: protein binding.
AUGUUCAGUAACAAGGUACCUUCUUUGUCCAAUUUGGAUACCAGUGGUGCUGUUACUGCUGGUGGUGUGGGGAGUAUGAGGUCUUCUUCUCCUCUAGAGAGUCCAACUAGCGAUGUUUCAUCUAUUUUUAUUGCUAUCAAUGAGUACAAUAAACGAAUGGACGAUGAAUUGGAUUUGAAGUUGGGUGAUAAAGUUAGAGUGAUCACAGAUGAUGAGGAUUACCAUGACGGGUGGUAUUACGGUAAGAACCUAAGAACUGGGUUGGAAGGUUUGUAUCCUGUUGUUUUCACCCAAAAAUUGUCUCCAGAAAAACCGAAAUCUGCUACUAUGGAAAAGUCUAUUAAACGUUUGUCUACGCCAGUGGGUGGCAUUUCUAGUUUGAACGAGUCGUUGGUCAACGAAGGUUCGAUGAACUUUGAAAGAAGUGUCUCAAUGAAAAAUACCAUGAGUGAUAUCGACAAGGCAUUGGAAGAGCUACAACGUGGCGAAGAGUUGCACCCCAAUGAAAAUGCUAGUAAUAGCAAUAACCAUGUGUCAAAUAUAAGUUUAAGGGAAGGUUUAGCAGUGGUUGGAGCAGGAGCAGGAGCAGGAGCAGUAGCAUCAGCUUUUGCUCCGGAGGAGAAUUUAAACAACGAAUCUGAUCAUGAUAGAAGUCAUAAUUCCAUCCAAACUGGAACUACCAGCUUAAAUAUCCAACCUUCAGAUGCCCUUAUGAAUGGAGUCCAAUCGAGAUCCAUCUCGAAUCAAACUACUGUAAUCAAUCCAAAUUUGAAUGGAAAUUAUACUAAUAGUAAUAACAACAACAUUUAUACUAAUAAUAACACUAAUGACAAUAUUAAUGAUGACACUAAUGACACUUCUAAUAAUAAUAAUAGCACUAAUAAUAAUAGCAAUGAUAAUUUUAAUAUCAUAAACAACAACAGUAAUAAUAAUAGUAAUAAUAAUAAUAAUAAUAAUAAUAAUAAUCACAGCAAUGAUGGUUUUGACGUAAUAAAUAAUAAAACACCACAUUUGGACCCUAAAAAUGCAUUAAACUGGUCACCUAAUGAUGUAGCAUUAUAUUUUGAACAAGUUGGUUUUGAUAAAGACACCUCAUCCAAAUUUAUAAAACAUAAAAUUUCAGGUGAAAUCCUAUUGGAAUUGGAAUUAAACCUUUUAAAAGAACUAGAUAUCAAUUCUUUCGGUACAAGAUUCGAAGUAUUCAAAGAAAUCGAAGCAUUGAAACAAGUAUCAUCACAAGAUGGAACCACUUCAAUGGCUGCUAAAAGAGCAAGCAAAUUAAUGCCUGCUGCCGAACUAGAUCAAAUCAACCAAGAAAUACCAACCGAUAAUAACGUUGGUCGUAGUAACAGUAAUGGUAGGGUUGUAUCUAUGUCUCAUUUGGAUUCACCAUCAACAUUAAAACAAGGAACUCCAAAAUUAAAAGCAACACCAUCAAAACAGCAGUCGAAUUUAACAAAGCAUAGACCAGCUUCGAUUGCUGUUACUCCUGAUUACGGAAUGAGAACUAAUGAGCGUUCUCCAAUCCAUACAACAAUAAUUAAUGAGGUCAGUGAUGACGAUAAAUUUGUUUCACCAAGAAAAGCACCAAAACCUCCAUCUCAUCCAAGUCCUGUCCAACCACCAUCUGCCGCUAGUAAAAGAUUUAGUUUAAGUCCAAAUGUAAGCCAGAUGCGUUACAAAAGCCCUAGUUCAUCCGCAUUCGAUAAGCCUCAUUCAACUAUUUCAACUCCUAAAGUUGCAACGCCUAAAAUUGCAACACCCAAAGUUGCGACUCCAAGAACUGAUAAGUUCAUGUUCCCUAAUUCUACUACAACUUUAGGAAACAAUGGCUUACACCAAACUUCUAGAAGUUCUUCACAAUAUGUAAAACAUAAAAAGAGUAUGUCUGGCGGGUCUUUCACUGAUUUGUUCAACAGAGUUUCUCUUUUAUCACCAAAUGGAUACGAUGAGAGAAAAUCGAAUGCUGAAAGCACAGAAACACAUGAAAGGGCUACAAGUAUCUAUAGUAACCAUUCUCGUUCUGCGUCUGUGACCCAUGUUAGACAAUCAUCUCAGAAUAUGACUGAUAUGAAAAAGCAUAAACGUAAUUCAUCGAUCCUAUCAUUUUUCUCCUCUAAAACAGAUGACAAGCCUAAUUCACCAAUUAAAUCUAACUUUUCAAGAAAUGCUUCAAGAGACCAUAGUAGGAACAGUUCAUAUGCCAAUAAUUAUGCAACCCCAUAUAAACCUCAGGCAUCCGAAGCUACAUUACAGGACACCCAACCUGAUACCUACUCCAAGGAUGUAUCGACACCAACUCCAAUUAAGGCAAUGUCACCAACUAAAGAAGAUAAAAGGAGAAGUGUAAGUGCCAGAGAUAGUGGUACAACCAUUGAUUUCAAUAGUACUAGAUUUGAUUCAUUGGAUGAUGAUAGCCAGAAGAGAUCAGUCAGCGAAGCAUUGAAGGGUAAAACCAUGCGUAAGAUGUCAGGUAAGCCUAUGACAAAACAAGAUACAACUGCAUUUGUUGAAGGUCUUAGAUCUAUUUCAGUAAAGGAAGCUAUCCAAGAUGCUGAUUGUUCUGGUUGGAUGAGCAAGAAAGGUGGUGGUGCGAUGGGUGUUUGGAAAACAAGAUAUUUCACUUUACAUGGCACAAGGCUAUCUUAUUUUGGAAAUACUACCGAUACAAGAGAGCGUGGUUUAAUAGAUAUUACUGGCCACCGUGUAGUUCCAGCGAAAGAAGAUGAUAAACUAAUAUCUCUUUAUGCAGCAAGUACUGGUAAAGGUAGAUAUUGUUUUAAAUUGAUACCACCGUUACCAGGUUCCAAGAAAGGUUUGACAUUUACACAACCUAGAGUUCAUUAUUUCGCAGUCGAGAGCAAAGAGGAAAUGCGUGAAUGGAUGGCUGCACUAAUUAAAACUUCUAUUGACAUUGAUACAAACGUUCCUGUUGUAAGUUCUUAUUCUACACCGACAGUUUCUCUAAACAAAGCUCAAGAAAUGCUUUCGCAGGCUAGAGAAGAAACUAGAUUAAGAGAGGAAAAUAAAUUUUUAAAUGAAGAAGAUGAAGAUCAGUUAUUGUGGGAAGAGCAAAAUGCCGCUAUGAAUAAGACCCCAAUAGCUACAUCUAAACGUGCUUCUAAUAUUAUUACAUCUAAUAAACGUGAUAGUAAGUUCUCUGUGAAUCAAAAUAGAUUUAGCAUUAUGUCAUAUAACACCGGAGCGGAUACGAUGUUGGCGGAUGAGAACACAAUUGGCAAUAAUACGACAAUGAUCUCUAACAGCAAUAUUACAAGCCCAAACAAAAGGGCUUCGUUUGUGCCAUCUACUAUACUGACUCCAGCUCCACAAACUGUAGAUGAUGAGGUUAGUAUUGCAGCAAGCAGUCAAUAUUCUAAUUGA